UCCGAGGGAGUGAGACAACCCCAGUAAAGUCCUGGCAACUUAGACAGACCAGACCUCGGCACACCGGAGAGAGAGCGAGAGGGAGAGACUGAGCGGAAAGCAGAAAGGGGGGAAACGCAGGAUGAAGCGAUUCUUCAAGCCCGUGGAGAAAGACGGCUCCAACAAGAAGCCUGCUCUGUCUCAAAGCUGCGAUGACAGUGAAACGACAGGUGAAGAGAAGAAGAAAGAGCCAUUGAAGUUCUUGACCUGGAAUGCCAACAGUUUGCUCCUCCGCGUAAAAAACAACUGGCCCGAAUUCACCAAGUUCGUCUCUGAUCUCGACCCCGACGUCAUUGCAAUACAGGAAGUAAGGAUGCCUGCAGCUGGUUCAAAAGGCGCGCCUAAAAAUCCUGGAGAGUUGAAAGAUGAUACAAGCUCCUCGCGAGAGGAAAAGCAGGUACUGAUGCGUGCCCUUUCAAGUCCCCCCUUUGGACAAUAUCGUGUUUGGUGGUCCCUUGGAGAUUUUAAGUAUGCAGGGACUGCGCUGUUAGUGAAGAAGUGCUUCCAACCAAAAGUUUUCUUUUCUCUCGAUAGCAAAGCAUUCAAGCACGAGCUAGACGGUCGAGUUAUCUUGGCUGAAUUCGAGACAUUUCGUUUGUUGAAUACAUAUUCCCCUAACAAUGGUUGGAAGGAUGAGGAGAACUCAUUUCAGAGAAGAAGGAAGUGGGAUAAAAAGUUACUAGAGUUUGUUGUCAAAUCGUUAGACAAGCCCUUGAUUUGGUGCGGUGAUCUUAAUGUGAGCCAUGAAGAGAUUGAUGUUAGUCAUCCAGAGUUCUUUAGCACUGCAAAACUCAAUGGUUAUGUACCUCCUAAUGCUGAGGACUGCGGACAGCCUGGAUUUACCUUGGCUGAGAGGAAGCGCUUUGGAACCAUACUGAAGGAGGGAAAACUCAUUGAUGCACACCGAUACCUACACAAAGAUAAGGAUAUGGAGUGUGGCUUCUCAUGGUCCGGAAAUCCUAUUGGGAAGUAUAGAGGGAAAAGAAUGAGAAUUGAUUAUUUCAUAGUUUCGGAGAAGCUCAGAGAUAGGAUUAGAUCAUGUGAGAUGCACGGGCGAGGGAUUGAAUUGGAAGGUUUCUAUGGAAGCGACCAUUGCCCUGUCUUCCUUGAGCUUUCGGAAGCCAUGUCAGAUUCUGCGUAGAGCCAAGUUUUCAACAUAAGGUUAUGAUAUUUCAUGCAUUCCCGUGAUGGGCAUCUAUUACACCGCCGGUGCAUUUAUUUAUAGAAGCAUGGUAUGGGGAUUUGUCAGACUGAAAUUCAAUAUUAGAUAUCGUGUGCAUAAUCAUGCUAAUAUACCUGCAAUGGCCUGUCAGCAUUUACAUUUUGGGUCAAGUUUUGCGCCAACCAACUAUUAAUGUCAAGCGGCAGAUUUGGAAUUACUA
Molecule: messenger RNA, 1421 nt
Organism: Rhodamnia argentea
Lineage: Eukaryota; Viridiplantae; Streptophyta; Magnoliopsida; Myrtales; Myrtaceae
Product: DNA-(apurinic or apyrimidinic site) endonuclease
Exons: 9
Coding region: 122-1180 (352 amino acids)
Biological process (GO): base-excision repair
Cellular component (GO): nucleus
Molecular function (GO): double-stranded DNA 3'-5' DNA exonuclease activity; DNA-(apurinic or apyrimidinic site) endonuclease activity; phosphoric diester hydrolase activity
Source: RefSeq, a predicted model, not a curated record